ACCUUCAACCCAGCCACUCAGCCUCGUCUGAGACUCAGGGUGGAAACGCGCCCAUCCCUUCCAUCUGUUGUCUCAUAGCACUGGGCAAUCAUGCAUGGGUCGUCUCAGCCGCCCGCUGACCCCCCUGCGGAGGCCGAAUACGAAGAGGACGAUGUCAUUAGCGGCGCCGCAGGAGACGAGGUGAUGGAGGAUGCGGAGGAACAGGAGGAGGGAUACAGCUCUUCCACCCCGACGUCCACACUAACGUGGAUCAGCUGGUUCUGCUCACUGCCAGGACAUGAGUACUUCUGUGAAGUGGCGGAAGACUUCAUAGAAGACGACUUCAAUUUGACUGGCCUCAAUGCCAUGGUUCCAUUUUGGAAGGAGGCGAUGGAAAUGGUUCUUGAUGUCGAACCAGACGAGGAUGCAUCAAAAAUCCCUGAUGUCUCCAUAGUUGAGGCAUCAGCAGAACUACUCUACGGACUUGUACACCAGCGAUAUAUCCUCACACGCGCGGGAUUGCAAGCGAUGGUCGACAAGUACGAGGCAGGCAUAUUCGGAUCAUGCCCACGCGUGUACUGCAAUGGAACAAGCGUCGUCCCCUGUGGACGCUCCGACCACCCUGGACUCGACACCGUGAAACUGUUUUGCCCGAACUGUAACGACAUAUAUACCCCGCCAAGCAGCCGUUUUCAGGGCGUCGAUGGCGCAUUUUUCGGGACGACAUUCGCGCAUCUCUUUUUCCAGAGCUACCGAGAGCUCGCCCCCGCACCGUUCUGGAAACCCCCAUCCUCAACAAGUUCCUCUGGAUCCCCGCACUCUUCUGCAUCGGCUGGCUCUCCAGUCGAGUCACAACCUUUUGUGAACCCGAAUCCUCAUGGAGGGCAGAAGAAGGCCGCCGGAAGGAUAUAUGUUCCAAAGAUAUACGGCUUCAAGGUAAGCGACCGCGCGAUGAGCGGACCACGCAUGCAAUGGAUGCGACUCCGGCCAUGGAGUCCGGAUGAGCUAGAUGAGGUCGACUGGAGGGGAAGGUUCAUCGACGAUGACGAUGACUAUGCAGAUGAGGAGGAAGAUGAUGUCGACGAGGACAGACCGAUGGAGGACUUUGAUCCGGAUGCUGUGGAAGGCGAAGAUGAUGACGACGAGGAAGAGGAGGAAGAGGAGGCACCGUCUCCGGAUAUGAGGAGCAGGAGAGUGAUGGACGCUGGAUCAGAUCUUGCAGUCCAGUCACCCACACCGCCGCGUGGGUCUCCACAAUCAACAACGAAUGUGUCCGCGCAACCACUUCGGGAUGUGUCAGGGCCUGGCGUCAUCAACAGAGCGCUGCUGGAGCAAAUUGCUGGCUCUGGCUCGAAGGUCCGGGUGGUGAAGCAGUGGAACGCGACACCGGGGGAGACGACCCAAGUUUUCUAGACAAUUGCCCUCGUAAUACAUCUUUGUGAACUGCAUUCUUGGUGAGAAUGCGGAAGCCCUCCUGUACCCGUGCAACUGUGGCCCUGUGCUGGUACCUACAUUCACAGACGCGCAUUAAUCGCAUUAGACCAUAUCCUUCCCGGGACCAGGACCCG
This is a messenger RNA of Laetiporus sulphureus 93-53, 1547 nucleotides long. RefSeq lists its product as uncharacterized. The transcript is spliced from 6 exons. The record is from RefSeq and is a predicted model, not a curated record. Lineage: Eukaryota; Fungi; Basidiomycota; Agaricomycetes; Polyporales; Laetiporaceae. Gene Ontology annotation, molecular function: protein kinase regulator activity. Gene Ontology annotation, cellular component: cytoplasm; protein kinase CK2 complex. Bases 91 to 1392 code for a protein of 433 amino acids.